CGGUGAUCCUGGACUGCUGAAGGUGUGCUCUUGUGCAGAACGGAGAUUGCUAUGCAGCCAUCCGGGCGCACCCACUUGUUAAGAGCUCGGCUCUACCCCGCACUUGAUCAGAUCAGAUCAGAUCUUGGCGCCUGCCGAAGUACAGCGCCUCUCCCGCCUCUCCGAGACCACUUCGCCACUCGAGACCAUCAAAGCAUCAGCUUUCACAAACGACUGAUCCCGCAAAUUGCAAGAUCUCUGAAAGUAGGCAGCAGGCAGACUGUCAAUGCAAAAGUUUGCAGGAAUGCGAACCAAGGCAAACGUAGUUCGCAAAAUGUCUCUUACCGAUGAGACAGGGGAAAUCUUAUCAAUCGCAGAGGACUGGAUUUGUCCUGCUCGCGCCGUGGCGUUCGCCGAGCUUAUUACUUUUCUUCUGCCCAAUCCCGCUCUGCUGCGCUGGAGACUGUAUGUUCUUCGCGACGCUAGAGAUUGUACUACAGAGUCGCAGUGGUGUCUGGUAAAGUACCUGCACAGGCGCCAAGACAUUCGUGAUUACAUCGCAUGCGUGCGCCGUGCAAGCCAGAUGAGCAGUGCGAAAGGUUGUCUGUGGUUCAACUCCUGUUUCCUUACAUUGGCGAUUGCCUGCUUCUUGGCCGAGGUAGCUGCUAUUGUGCGCUGAAGAUAGCAGUGCAACUGUUUGCCUCGUCUGGCAUUGCCA
Molecule: messenger RNA, 697 nt
Organism: Alternaria alternata
Lineage: Eukaryota; Fungi; Ascomycota; Dothideomycetes; Pleosporales; Pleosporaceae
Exons: 2
Coding region: 266-658 (130 amino acids)
Source: RefSeq, a predicted model, not a curated record